CCUCAAAUCGCUCUGCUUUGAGAAAAACUUUCAUGGACCUGGAAGGAGUGGCUGGAAGGUUUGCCGGCAUGGUUGUGGCGUCUUUGAUCAGGGAAGAUAACUUCCCAUUAUAUGAUGUUAUGAUUCAUGAUUAUAAAGAAGAUCUCAAAAACUUCCCAGCGAAUACUCAAACGGAUGUUAUUAAUGAUUGCAUCCUGAAGUUGUGCCGGGCUCUUGUUCACUCAACAGGCAAAGAAAAUGUCAAGGAAGGAAUACAAAAGCUUGAAGACGGUUAUAGGGGCGUACUGGGUGUACUUAGCCCACUUCAAAAGAGGGAGAUGCUUUAUCUUCUCGCAGUUGCAUAUUACAGAGAUGGUGACUAUUCAAGGAGCUUAUCUUACUUGAAUCAGUGUUUGGAGGUUGCGCCACACUUCAACCAAGCUUUGACCCUGAAGAAAAAAUUCGGAUCGGUUCUCUGGUUUCUCAUUGGGGGACCUCACCAAUAUUAUCUUGAUAUGAUUCUUAGGUGUUUGCUCAUAAAGGUGGCUAGCUGUUUCACGCAAGAGUGAAUAUCAAGUUCAAGGGUGUUCAUAUGCCUAAUACACUCUAUUCUGGGGAUUGUUUGCGGUGACUUUUUUACGCCACAUUGUUUUAGGUGGUUUUGUUCUUUCUUACAAGAUGAGUUUAGACUGAAUCUUGAAUUCAUCUCUGAUCUUUCCGGAGUUUCUACUGCUUCUGACUUGUCUUUUUUACUGACAUUUAAUUUUUACACGUGCCUUGAAGUAGGUAAGCCAAACAUUUUCUUGUACUGUUAUUUAGAAUUAUGAUUAUCUACAUUCUGACGUGAUAGAAGUUCGAUAGUGGGAAGGCUUUCUUGGGAUUGGGAAAUUUUUAAGUGCAAGAAAUGCCUUGUCAAUGAUGGAGGUUUUGCUAAUCUAGGAUGCUGAAUUAUGAGACUGUAAUACAUAUUGAACUCUUCCUAAACUUGGUGCAAGUUUGUUUGUUGUAUUCUAAUUUUCUUUAUGCAUACACAGGAUUGUGAGAGAGAUAUCGCAGAGGCCGGAAUGAUGCUCCAGAUGAGGUUAAGAAUGAAAACAUCAUCAAGUUGUCCUGGGCUCUUGUUCACACAAGACAACCAGAAGAUGUCCAGCGAGGAAUAGCUUUGCUCGAUGCCUCUCUUGAGACAGGUGGACUGAGGGAACUUAAGAGAAGUCGACCGAGCCAACUUCAGAUCAGGGAUAUGCUUUAUAUUCGCUCACUUGGACAUUACAUAAAUCGUGACUUUAUGAAGAGCAUGAACGACGUGUGUCAAUGUUUGGUGGAUGCACCAGGCUUCUGGCAAGGUUGGUACCUGAGGCGAACAUUAUUAAAUCGGACCGAAACAGACGCAUUACUCGGCGCUCUCUUUUUUUAUGCUGCCAAUGCAGCUGUGCCGGCUAUUAUGAAAGCAAGAUCGCUUCGUGAGACAUGAUAUGGUGCAGACCCAUUCUGUGGCAUGUAAGAAAUGAUACAGCUCAAGCCCACUUUAUGUCUUUAUUUUUUCUGCAUGAUAAUCUCCCCUCCCCACUCUUAUCACCUAGGUCAUCGACUCAUCCAUUAAACAUUUGUGAUUAUUUUUCUUUGCCAGCUUUGAUGGAGAUUGUGUAGAAGGCCCUGUAAACUUUGUUAAUACUAUUGGAAGUAUAAUUAGAUUGUUAUAACUUAUAAUGCAGUGUUAGUUUUCCUGUCCUUGAUUAAAAA
Papaver somniferum (opium poppy) is the source of this 1719-nucleotide messenger RNA. RefSeq names its product mitochondrial fission 1 protein B-like. Gene Ontology annotation, biological process: peroxisome fission; autophagy of mitochondrion; mitochondrial fission. The transcript is spliced from 8 exons. The coding region runs from base 33 to 548 and encodes 171 amino acids. Lineage: Eukaryota; Viridiplantae; Streptophyta; Magnoliopsida; Ranunculales; Papaveraceae. Gene Ontology annotation, cellular component: peroxisomal membrane; mitochondrial outer membrane. The record is from RefSeq and is a predicted model, not a curated record. Gene Ontology annotation, molecular function: protein binding.